This is a messenger RNA of Tripterygium wilfordii, 3740 nucleotides long. RefSeq names its product cellulose synthase A catalytic subunit 7 [UDP-forming]-like. The record is from RefSeq and is a predicted model, not a curated record. Bases 414 to 3539 code for a protein of 1041 amino acids. The transcript is spliced from 13 exons. Gene Ontology annotation, cellular component: plasma membrane; trans-Golgi network. Gene Ontology annotation, biological process: plant-type primary cell wall biogenesis; cellulose biosynthetic process. Gene Ontology annotation, molecular function: cellulose synthase (UDP-forming) activity. Lineage: Eukaryota; Viridiplantae; Streptophyta; Magnoliopsida; Celastrales; Celastraceae.
UAUCACAAUUUCACAAACAUGGGUGCUUGGAAUUAUGCAGGUCCACUGAUUAAUUAUGAGCAUCACAUACUAUUCAAUUAACAAAUUAACAGACAAGCUUUGUUCUCUUUACUUCAGUCAAAUUGGCUUGCAUUUCUAGCUUACUAACUAAGAUAUACAUAUACAAGGUGUAACACACACACACACGUACGUAAGUACGUUGGAAAAAAGAACAUCCAAGGUGGGCAUGGUAGUUGAAAAAUAGAGGAAGCUUAACUUCAAGGCAAUGGAGACUCAGCAGCCAACACAACGCCACCUUACCUGGAAACAUUAGGACCCUACUCUUCCAUUCAUAAAAACAACUUCCUGACAACAAUAAGGUACAAACUCCUCAUCAAUUCUCUCUCAAUCUUCUCUCCUUGGCCACGGCCUCCAUGGAAGCUAGCGCUGGACUCGUUGCAGGGUCUCACAACCGCAACGAGCUUGUUGUAAUUCAUAACCAUGAAGAGCAUAAGCCUUUGAAGAACUUGGAUGGUCAAGUUUGUGAGAUAUGUGGGGAUGAGAUUGGACUUACUGUGGACAAAGAUCUCUUCGUGGCCUGCAACGAGUGUGGUUUUCCGGUGUGUAGGCCUUGCUACGAGUAUGAAAGGAGAGAAGGCACCCAACAUUGCCCUCAGUGCAAGACUAGAUACAAACGUCUCAAAGGGAGUCCGAGGGUGGAGGGAGAUGAUGAUGAAGAGGAUGUUGAUGAUAUUGAACAUGAAUUCAACAUUGAAGAUGAACAGAACAAGCAAAAGCAUCUCGCAGAAGCAUUGCUUUAUGGAAAGAUGAGCUAUGGAAGAGGCCCCGAAGAUGACGAAAACCCCCAAUUCCCACCAGUUAUUGCUGGCAUUCGAUCCAUGCCGGUGAGUGGGGAGCUUUCAGUAGCAUCCUAUGCCCAUGGCGAUCAGAUGUUAUCUUCUUCACUUCACAAACGAGUGCAUCCAUAUCCUGGAUCUGAACCAGGAAGUGCAAGAUGGGAUGAAAAGAAAGAGGGAGGGUGGAAAGAGAGGAUGGAUGACUGGAAGAUGCAGCAAGGCAAUCUUGGACCCGAACCAGAUGAUGCAAAUGAUGCUGACAUGGCCAUAAUUGAUGAGGCAAGGCAGCCGCUCUCAAGGAAAGUACCAAUUGCAUCUAGCAAGAUUAACCCAUAUCGAAUGGUGAUUGUUGCUCGGCUUGUCAUAUUGGGGUUCUUCCUCCGCUAUAGAAUUUUGCACCCUGUGCAUGAUGCAAUUGGGCUCUGGCUAACAUCCAUCAUCUGUGAAAUCUGGUUUGCAUUUUCUUGGAUACUUGAUCAGUUCCCCAAAUGGUUUCCAAUUGACAGAGAGACCUAUCUUGAUCGCCUCUCUCUCAGGUAUGAGAGGGAAGGCGAACCGAAUAUGCUUGCUCCAGUGGAUAUAUUUGUUAGUACUGUGGAUCCUAUGAAGGAACCUCCACUGGUUACAGCUAACACUGUUCUAUCCAUCUUGGCCAUGGAUUAUCCAGUUGAUAAAGUCUCAUGCUACAUAUCUGAUGAUGGUGCGUCAAUGCUCACCUUUGAAUCCCUGUCCCAAACAGCUGAGUUUGCUCGAAAGUGGGUGCCAUUCUGCAAAAGGUUCUGCAUAGAGCCUCGAGCUCCUGAAAUGUAUUUCACUCUAAAGGUUGACUAUCUCAAGGACAAAGUCCAGCCUACAUUUGUCAAAGAGCGUAGAGCAAUGAAGAGAGAAUAUGAAGAAUUCAAGGUGCGGGUAAAUGCGCUUGUAGCAAAAGCACAGAAGGUACCUCCAGAAGGGUGGAUCAUGCAAGAUGGAACACCAUGGCCAGGAAACAACACCAAGGACCACCCUGGAAUGAUUCAAGUAUUUCUCGGACAUAGUGGAGGUCUUGAUGCAGAAGGAAAUGAGCUCCCUCGCCUAGUUUAUGUGUCUCGUGAGAAGAGGCCUGGUUUCCAGCAUCACAAGAAAGCUGGUGCCAUGAAUGCCUUGGUUCGGGUCUCUGGGGUACUCACAAAUGCUCCUUUCAUGCUGAACUUGGACUGUGAUCAUUAUGUUAAUAACAGCAAGGCUGCGCGAGAGGCCAUGUGUUUCUUGAUGGACCACCAAAUUGGAAAGAAAGUUUGCUACGUCCAAUUUCCACAAAGAUUUGAUGGAAUUGAUCGGAAUGAUCGUUAUGCCAAUAGAAACACAGUCUUCUUUGAUAUAAACAUGAAAGGCCUGGAUGGAAUUCAGGGCCCUGCGUACGUGGGCACAGGAUGCGUUUUCAGAAGACAAGCUUUGUACGGCUAUGAACCUCCAAAGGGUCCAAAGCGCCCAAAGAUGGUAACCUGUGGCUGCUGCUUUGGUCGCCGUAGAAAGCAUCAGAAGUAUUCCAAGGAUGGUGCAAAUGGAGAUGCUGCUAACCUACAAGGAAUGGACGAUGACAAAGAGCUGCUGAUGUCCCAGAUGAAUUUCGAGAAGAAAUUUGGACAAUCGGCAAUUUUUGUCACUUCAACUCUAAUGGAAGAAGGUGGUGUUCCCCCUUCAUCGAGUCCAGCAGCCCUACUUAAGGAAGCCAUUCAUGUCAUCAGUUGUGGCUACGAGGACAAAACCGAAUGGGGAUUGGAGCUGGGCUGGAUUUAUGGUUCAAUUACAGAAGAUAUCCUAACAGGCUUCAAAAUGCAUUGUCGUGGCUGGAGGUCGAUAUACUGCAUGCCAAAGAGACCUGCAUUCAAGGGUUCAGCUCCUAUCAACCUGUCUGAUCGGCUCAAUCAAGUGCUUCGAUGGGCACUUGGCUCAGUUGAGAUCUUCUUUAGUCGUCAUAGCCCCCUCUGCUAUGGCUACAAGGGAGGGAAACUCAAGUGGCUCGAACGAUUUGCAUAUGUCAACACAACUGUUUAUCCAUUUACAUCCUUGCCACUCCUUGCAUACUGUAUUCUCCCUGCCAUCUGCUUGCUUACGGACAAAUUCAUCAUGCCACAGAUAAGCACUUUUGCAAGUCUUUUCUUCAUUGCUCUAUUUCUCUCAAUUAUCAUAACCGGCAUUCUUGAGCUGAGGUGGAGCGGAGUAAGCAUUGAGGAAUGGUGGAGAAAUGAGCAAUUCUGGGUCAUCGGUGGAGUUUCAGCGCAUCUUUUUGCUGUUGUGCAAGGUCUUCUGAAGGUUUUGGCCGGAGUAAAUACCAACUUCACAGUCACAUCAAAGGCAACUGAUGAUGAGGAUGAGUUUGGAGACCUCUACGCCUUUAAAUGGACAACCUUGCUAAUCCCUCCAACUACUAUACUAAUCAUCAACCUUGUUGGAGUUGUUGCUGGAAUAUCAGAUGCCAUCAACAAUGGGUCCCAGUCAUGGGGACCUCUAUUUGGUAAGCUUUUCUUUGCCUUCUGGGUCAUUGUCCAUCUCUACCCGUUCCUCAAAGGUUUAAUGGGGCGGCAAAACCGGACACCAACUAUUGUCGUUAUAUGGUCAGUUCUCUUGGCUUCAAUCUUCUCAUUGCUUUGGGUUCGAAUUGACCCUUUUGUGAUGAAGAGCAAGGGACCUGACACCAAGCAAUGUGGAAUCAAUUGCUGAUUAAUUGGUUUCUUUUCUUUCUAAAAAUGUGCACCUCCAGAAGAUAUAUGUACAAGUUUCACAUCAUUGAUGUACAAUCCAACAUAAUGGAGAUGCACAAAAAAGAAUAAAGUUAGUUGAAGAAUUUUCGUGUACUAGAAUGAUUAUAACCAGUUUUGUAAUUAAAUCAAAGGAUGUGGUGCUUCUGAUUUUUUUUGGAUA